UGAACCAUUGUGAUGAAACUGAAUCUUUCUUAAAGCAAUUAAUUAUACAAUUAUUUGUCAAUUUUUGCUUAAAUGCAUUCGGGGAAAUAAUUUUAUUUUAAAAAAUUGCAUACAUUUUUUUUGUUUUUAUCCCAAAUUCGAUUUUGGAAAUUAUUACCGAAUGUACGGUUGUGACUAUCUGUGUGUCUUAGCAUCGUGGUCGAGGAUUUCAUUAUUUUAUUAAACAAUUUCUUCAUAUGUUGAAAAAAAAAAUAGAGAAACUCAAUCUAUUUCAUCAUUACCAGCGUGUGUAUGGCAAUAUUGUUUAAAUAUCAAAAAGCAUUUAGAUUAAUUUAUAAAAAGUGUAAGCAUUAAAAAGGAAAUAAAAAAAAACGCAAUGGAUUCGGAAAUUGGUAAUAUAGAGACCGCCGAGUGCGAGAGAUUGCUAAGUGGCAAUGUUGUUCAAGCGCAAAUCUAUGGGUCAAAAAAAGAACCGGGUGCUCAAACUGCAAUGAUGGCUGAUAAUGACCAAAGACCUCCAAAUCCCAGUAAAACACUUCCACAAUAUAUUGCUGCUCUUGCAGCAACUGGUGGUGCAUUUGCAGCCGGUACAACAUUGGGAUGGACGUCACCAAUAAAAGCUGCACUCAUAAAUGGAACUGGACAGGCUGGCAAUUAUGAAUUCCCUAUAAGUGAUACCGACUUUUCUCUGAUUGGAUCACUCGUAACGCUUGGUGCAGCUCUUGUUUGUCUUUUCAUUGGUACAAUCAUUCAAAUUGUUGGCCGGAAAUUGACCAUGUUGUUGCUUGUAAUACCAUUUACUGUUGGCUGGGCUCUGGUGACAUUACCGACAAAUUUGGCAAUGCUUGAAUGUGGCCGCUUUUUGCUUGGUAUUUCGGGUGGUGCAUUCUGUGUUGCUGCACCCACUUAUACUGGUGAAAUUGCACAAACUAGCAUUCGUGGUUCGCUUGGAAGCUAUUUCCAAUUGAUGUUGGUAUUAGGUGUUUUAUUUUCAUACAUUGUGGGUGGCCAAGCAAACGUAUUCACAUUGAACUUAAUUUGCGCCUGCAUUCCAAUCAUAUUCGCAAUUGUUUUUGUCUUUAUGCCCGAAUCCCCAGCCUAUUUGAUAUCAAAAGGAAAAAAAGAGGCUGCGGCCAAAUCAUUGAAAUGGUUGCGAGGCAGUGAAUACGAUUAUAGUCAAGAAUUGGCUGAAUUACAAGCACAACACGAAGCUGAUAAAAAUAAUAAGGUUUCAUUGACUGCAGCACUUUCACGUCGUUCCACAAUCAAAGCGGUUUACAUUGGUUUGGGCUUGAUGUUCUUCCAACAAAUGAGCGGAAUCAAUGCAGUCAUCUUUUAUACCAAAGAUAUUUUUGAAGCGGCCAAAACCGGCGUCGAUUCAGGCCUUGCAACCAUCAUUGUUGGUGUCAUGCAAGUAAUCUCUGUCUUUAUCUCAUCAAUCAUUGUGGAUAAAUUGGGACGUCGUUUGCUAUUAUUACCAUCGGCAAUUAUAAUGGCGCUCUGUACCAUUUUGUUGGGCACAUAUUUUUAUAUGCAAGGUCAGGAUGAAGAAAGUGUUGCAUCCAUCGGUUGGUUACCAAUUGUGUCAAUGUGUGUCUUCAUUAUUCUCUUCUCACUUGGUUUUGGGCCAAUUCCAUGGAUGAUGAUGGGUGAAUUAUUUUCAAAUGACAUUAAAGGCGUUGCAGGUUCAGCGGCUGGUGCAUUGAAUUGGUCGGUUGCAUUUUUUGUCACCUCUACAUUUAAUUGGAUGAACAACACAUUUGGCAAGGGAGAAACAUUCUGGAUUUUCUCAUUGUUCUGCAUCUUGGGCGCAGUAUUUGUAUUCAUCUUUGUUCCAGAAACCAAAGGCAAAUCUUUGCCGGAUAUUCAACGAAUGCUUGCAGGAGAAAAGAUCAUUGGAAAAGAACAUCCAAGCGGAACUACUACCGUUGAUUCCAAAACCAGUGAAUUGUGGCAUUUUGAUCGUAAAUCAGCCACAAUGUCUCAAAGAGAUGAACAACAGCCGUUGCUCCAAUCAAAUCGGACCCAAUACGAAAGCAUUCGAUCCGAAAAUGAGUUGGAUCCAAUUAUGGUUGCUGAAAAUGGACUGGGUCAUGCGAAACGAUUACCACAAUACAGUGCCACUAUUGCAGCGACAACUGGAGCAUUGGCCGCUGGGGCUGUUCUGGGAUGGUCAUCCCCAGCCGAAACAUAUAUUGUGACACAAAGUGCAUACAAUUUUACUGUAACUGAUGAACAAUACUCUUGGAUAAGCUCAUUUGCAACGAUAGGCGGAAUUAUAAGUUGUCUUGUUAUUGGUUUAGUUAUGGAUAUCGUUGGUAGAAAAUCAACAAUGCUUCUGCUAAUAAUUCCGUUUUCAUUUGGCUGGGCAUUGAUUAUUUGGCCAAUUUCGGUUGCUAUGCUAUAUAUCGGACGAUUCAGUGUUGGGUUUGCGGGUGGAGCAUUUUUUGUAGUUGCGCCUGCUUACAUUGGAGAAAUUGCAUCAAAGGAUAUUCGUGGCACAUUAAGUAGCUGUUUGCAACUCAUGAUUACGAUUGGAAUCUUAUUUGCCUAUGUCUUUGGGCAUUUCUUUUCGCUGAAUACGUUCAAUGCAAUUUGUGCAAUACUUCCGUUGAUUUUUGGUGCGAUAUUUGUGUGGAUGCCAGAGAGUCCUUACUUUUAUAUUAUGAAAAAUCGUCCGGAAAGUGCGGAAAAUGCACUAAUUUGGUUGCGAGGUUCGGAUUAUAACAUCAAUGAUGAAUUGAUGGAAAUUCAAAUUGAGCACAAUCUCAUGAUACAAAACAAAACAAGCAUAUUGACCGCAUUAAAUAAAUCAUCUACAAAACGUGCACUUACCAUCAGUCUGACGUUGGUAAUUUUAGUGCAAUUUUCCGGUAUAAAUGCGGUCAUUUUCUAUACAAGCGAAAUAUUUCGAAUGGCAAAUGCGGGCAUUGAAUCGACUUUGGCCACCAUUAUUGUUGGAACGAUGCAAGUUAUUGCAACUUUUGUUGCUUCAUUAACCGUUGACCGUUUGGGUCGGCGAUUUUUACUUUCAAUAUCCGCUUCAAUUAUGUUUGUAUGCAAUAUUGGACUGGGCAUAUACUUUUUUCUUCAAGAUCAUAACAGUCCAUAUAUAGAUUAUUUAAAUUGGUUACCAAUUUUUUCAUUAUGUGUGUACAUAAUUGCAUUUUCAUUAGGCUGCGGACCUAUUCCGUGGGUUUUAGUUUCGGAAAUAUUUGCCACCGAAGCAAAAGCAAUUGCAAGCUCAUUGACCGGUUCCACGUCAUGGCUUAUUGCAUUUUUGGUUACAAAAUUCUUUACCAAUGUGAAGAGCAUGAUUGGUGUCGGACAAACAUUUUUUAUGUUUGCCGGCUUUGCUGCUUUAUGUACGUUAUUUGUUAUUAGUAUUGUACCUGAAACAAAAGGUAAGACAUUCAAUGAAAUUCAAAGAUCACUACAUGGCGAAGACAUGACAUCGGUUGAAGAUGAGAAUGAAAAUUCCACUUCAGUUACAAUUUAAAAUCAGUACGAACAAAUGUUAUGUUAAAAUAAACAGAAUGUAAAUUGUAUUGUAUAUAUAAUGAUAUUGAAUCAAUAAAUUUUGAAUUAAUAAUA
Molecule: messenger RNA, 3594 nt
Organism: Contarinia nasturtii (swede midge)
Lineage: Eukaryota; Metazoa; Arthropoda; Insecta; Diptera; Cecidomyiidae
Exons: 9
Coding region: 377-3499 (1040 amino acids)
Biological process (GO): carbohydrate transport; transmembrane transport
Cellular component (GO): membrane
Molecular function (GO): sugar transmembrane transporter activity
Source: RefSeq, a predicted model, not a curated record